This is a messenger RNA of Fusarium pseudograminearum CS3096, 738 nucleotides long. RefSeq lists its product as uncharacterized. NCBI's taxonomy places the organism in Eukaryota, Fungi, Ascomycota, Sordariomycetes, Hypocreales, Nectriaceae. The transcript is spliced from 2 exons. The record is from RefSeq and is a predicted model, not a curated record. Bases 1 to 738 code for a protein of 245 amino acids. Gene Ontology annotation, molecular function: phosphatase activity. Gene Ontology annotation, cellular component: cytoplasm.
AUGGCGCCUACUAUCCACCUCGUUCGUCACGCUCAAGGCGUCCACAAUCUACCCAACGGUGAUGACAUUCCAGACCCUGACCUGACUCCCCUUGGCGAAGAACAGUGUGCUUCGCUACGCGAAAAGUUCCCUUACCACGACAAGAUUACCAAGCUCUUUGCUUCGCCUAUGCGUCGCACGAUUUACACCUGUUUCCUCGCCUUUGGCACCACGGAGCUCAAUCCAAUCAUCCCUUUGCCUGUCCUGCAGGAGGUUUCUGCCCUACCUUGCGAUACUGGAUCUUCAGUGGCCACAGUGCAGGCUGAGUUCGCAGGUAUCGCUGAUUACUCCCAGGUAGAAGAGAAAUGGACCGAUAAGGGCCCUGAGAGCGAGUACUAUCCUACGAUCGAGAAGCUCGAAGUCCGCGGCCGGAAAGCUAGAAAUGUUCUAAGGGAUCUUGUGAGUGGUGAUGAGCACAUUGUUGUUGUGUCUCACGGAGGAUUCUUGCACCUCUUGACCGAUGACUGGUAUGGUGUGCCAGAAGGACAACCCAACUCCUGGUCAAACUGUGAGUUCCGAUCGUACCAGUUUGUUGAUCCUACAGGCAAGGAUGAGGAUGCUGCGAUGUUUGAGACUGCGGAAAGCUGGCGUCGACGUUGGGGCGAUGCAAAGCCUCCUACUGCAGAAGAAUCCCGCCGAGUGAAGCCUAUUGCCCAAAAGGGCAUGAUGCCUAUCUGGGGCAUCAUUAUGCCCAACUAA